AUGUCGAAUGAGCUCAAAUCACAAACACCAUGUAAUUAUGGAUCCACACAUGUAGAUUUGUACGACGAUGAACAUACCCCUCGAAGUGCUUUUACCAAUCAUGAUGAUGAAAUAGAUGAACAACACUCAUUUCCAGUGUUGUGUGAUUCACAAUUAAUUCAUGAAGAAACACAUGAUGAAUCUAGAUGCAAUAUUCAAUCGCCAACCAAUUGUAAUUUGAACACGAGAGAGACAAGGAAACAGAGAAAUACAACCAAACAACAACAAUUGUCAAAAGUCAUCCAGCCAGGCACUUCUGUUACCCCUCCUCCAUUAUUCACAAAUUUCAAAAUAUCCAAGCCCAAGAAAUUAAGGAUGACACAAUACACCGUUUCCAAAGGAAAGCUAACCACCAUUCGCAAGAAUGAUCUCAUAGAGAGAUCUUGUAUUUCAACCACAGGAAAUGAACAUUCCCCAUCCAAUCCAACGCAACAACCGCCAUCAAUUCAAAACCAACAACCACAAGAACGAAUAGAACCCAUAAUUCACUCCAAUACAAUAUUGAGAGCAUUACUCUUAGGUUUAUUUUGUGGUAUGCAUCUCCAAUGGCAACACGCUGGAAUGUCAAUUCUCAACAAUGUUCCUGUUGGUUUCAAGAGUGAAACGAUGGCAUCUCCUGCCAACAAUGCGACAUCUGAAGAAUCAAUAACAUCUUUCAAUCAGACACCAACAACAACAACCAGACGCUUAGUCAGAACAUCAAUCUCAAUACAAGAAUUACUUAAUUAA
This is a messenger RNA of Naegleria lovaniensis, 768 nucleotides long. RefSeq lists its product as uncharacterized. The transcript has a single exon. The record is from RefSeq and is a predicted model, not a curated record. NCBI's taxonomy places the organism in Eukaryota, Heterolobosea, Eutetramitea, Acrasida, Naegleriidae. Bases 1 to 768 code for a protein of 255 amino acids.